Boleophthalmus pectinirostris (great blue-spotted mudskipper) is the source of this 10664-nucleotide messenger RNA. It is a transcript of the gene kmt2ba, whose product is annotated as lysine (K)-specific methyltransferase 2Ba. Gene Ontology annotation, biological process: proteolysis; positive regulation of DNA-templated transcription. Bases 85 to 9582 code for a protein of 3165 amino acids. The transcript is spliced from 36 exons. Gene Ontology annotation, cellular component: nucleus; histone methyltransferase complex. The record is from RefSeq and is a predicted model, not a curated record. Gene Ontology annotation, molecular function: protein binding; DNA binding; histone H3K4 methyltransferase activity. Lineage: Eukaryota; Metazoa; Chordata; Actinopteri; Gobiiformes; Gobiidae.
UUUGCUCGGAGCAGUCCAUCUUGCUUCUCGCUCGUGAGCGCUGUAGCUGCCUCCUCCAGCGCGGUGCUGUUGUUGUAGUAAAUAAUGGCGGCAUCGGGAGGUGGGCUCUCUCCCCCCGCUAAUGUAGCGGGUCUGAACAUCCAGACUAUGGCCAAGGCUCGCUUCCCGGGGCGGCCUGGCACGGCUCGCAGCAGGCUGCGGGCGGAGAAACGCACCAAACGCGGACGGCUGGGCUCAGACGACGGGGAGCAGGCUGUGGCCGGGCCGAGGCCCGUAAACAUCGGGCUGGCGUUUAGCGAGGAUCCGUGCCUCCUGCGCCUGCUCGGGGUCACCGAGAAGCACGGACGGCAGAAAGAUGCAGGCUUCAUCUCCAGCAACAGUGAAGGGGAGGACGAUUUCACUGGAUUUGGUACCACAACUUUGCCCCAUUCACCUUUGGGCCAGUCACAGUCUCCACAACCUGCAGACAUGUCUCCAGGAUCAAAACCUCUUCUUGGAAAAAUUGUACAGAAAACGGCCAAACCUGCUGUUGUUGGUAAAAUUGUGCCCAGGUCACGUAAAGACAGUGGUACAGAGAUGGUCAAACAGCCAGUUGGAUUGGACUCAGGUAACAGUGCAACGUCAGCAGCAUCCAUCAGAAGCCCCGGUAACAUGCAAAACCAAACAGCUAUUACCUCAACUGGAAGGAAAUCAAAAACAGUCCCAGGUGUGAGGCAUAAAGACCGAGAUUCCAAGUUUGAGGAAAGUGAUGAAACGACAGAUGAGGAGACUGAGACUGAGACAGAGACAGAGCAGCAGAGCCCUGAUGCCAGAAAGCGAGGAGUUUUGCCUAUUCACAAACAAAAGGGGAGAAGAGGGGGUAAAGACUCAGGUGCAGAAGAUGAUAAAUAUGAGGGAGAAGAGAAGGAAGUGAAAGCACCUCAUCAUUUGGCUUUGUUAAAACGAAAGAAGUCCAGAUCCAAAAUGAUUUCGAGACCCUCAAAACAUGUCCAGAAAGCAGCAAGUGUCCCAGGAGAGCGUCGGCCACGUCAGAAAAACAAGUUUUUUACAUAUGAACUGGUGCCCGUUAAAACGGAUAGCACACCACAGCUCACCCCAGGACAGGCUGAAGCUAGCUCUAACAAUUCAACACCUCUGACUGCAAGUGGUAGGUCUUCACGCGUUAUCAAAAUCCCUAAAAGGUUUUUGGAAGAGGAUAUAACGCCAACACGAAAGAGGACUUACAGAGUUGAGGCUAAAUUAGGAUUCGAGGAAAAUGUUAUGACAGAAGUCAGCGAUUCACAGUCUGGAUUGGAGAGUCCAUUUUCUCACGUGAAAUCGCCAACUAAACAAAGUACGGGAAGCAGUCAGGACAUCUACAAAAAUCUGAAAAAGUUGACAUCACAACUGGCUGAAAGAAAGAAAGGUGUGUCUGAAACUGAGGGGGAAUCUUUAGCGGAUGGUGAGGAUUCGGCUAAAAAGAAAAGGAAGAGAAGGUCCAAGAUUAAAAUGGAGGAGAUAGACAGUCCUGGAGCCAUAAGGAAACUGGCUGUGUCUGUCGAUGCGAGUGUGGGAGUGGCCACCACUGACCUGAUGGUUAAAGAAGAAGUACCUGUCAUGGAAGGUGAGGUUACAGUGGCCCACACCAUAGAGGGGGCGGAGGUGAGUGGAGCGGGCCAUAGAUUCGGACUCAGUGGCGCCAACAAGAGGAUGCUCCAGAGGAUGCUCCGAAAAGCCAAAGUCCAACUCAUCAAAAUCGACCAACAGAAGCAGCUCAAAAUAACACAGGAGUCACUGAUGGCAGCCGGGGGAAGAAGGCGGAGAAGAAAACAUGGCCUCCACUCUAAAGAAUAUGGACCACAGGAGCAACCCCUGGCUGGUCCAAGGAUCAAGCACGUGUGCCGAGCAGCUGCUGUGGCUUUGGGGCAGCCACGCGCGAUGGUUCCAGACGACAUCCCUCGACUCAGCGCUCUGCCACUUCACGAGAGGGAGGGCAUCUCCUUCUCCCCCACAACCGAAGGUGCGGUGGAGGACGAUGAUGAGCUGUCAGACCCGGACGCCGCUCAAUGGGUGCCAGCACAGGAGCACAUCCCACUGAAGAGGAGGAGCAGGAAGAAGAAGUUUAAGAGAAAGGUCCAGUCCCGGUACAUCGCAGGGGGCAGCCGAUCGAGGCGCUGUGGCGAGUGUGAGGGCUGCCUUGUGGAGACGGACUGUGCCAAGUGCGCCAUGUGCCUGGACAAGCCCAAGUUUGGAGGAUUCAACAUCAAGAAGCAGUGCUGCAUAUACAGAAGAUGUGAUCGCAUUGAAAAGGCUAAACUUGCACGCAUUCUCAAACCAUACAAAAUUAAGUCAAAAGAAUAUGUGGCUCGCGUUGCUCGUUCAUUGGUGCCGGUUGAAGAAAAAAAGAAAUCUUUGCGAAACGUGAAGCGACGUUCAUUUAGCAACCUACUCUCAGACGAGGAGGACCCUGGGAACGAGGAGAACAAAAGCAAGGCCACGAACAAGACCAGCGCCAGGAACCAAGGCCUCACUUCUCAGGAUGGCGAGUUUCUGCCAGACGCUGAACCCCUGAAACAUCGCCGACUUUUCACUAAAGGAUUCAAACCUCGUUCUAAUAAGGAACAACCAGAGAAAAGCGUCGAAGGGAUGGAGAGCAGUUUACCUCAACCAGACCAGAGCCCUCCCAGGAUCCCCAUGCCGAAACUUCAAAUACACUUGCACCGAUUGCCUGACUCUGUCCUGCAAGCCUACGCCCAGGCCAGCCCCAAACUGUCAUCACCUCUAACAAAAUCUCCUGACCCUCCUUCUCCCCAAGUGAAUGGAAAGAGCCCUACAAGCCCAUCAUCAUUGCUUCCGGAUCAGUUGCCUGACCCUAUCUCGCAAUCUCCCACUCAGGCUGAACCCAAAUGUGCUUCUCUUCCGACAAAAUCUCCAGCCUCUCUUUCAGCUCUUCCUAUAGAACUGUGCUCUACAAUUUCAAAAUCGGCUACAUUUUUAACCACUGUAACAAAAACAAAUCCUCACUUUUCAUCUUGGCUUAUAAAAGAUUCCUCUACAAGUACACCAUCAAAACUGCCCUUGGACUCAUUACCUGCCUCUGUCCUAGAAUCUGAUGUAUCAUUGAAACUGCAACAGCCACAGUCAGUGGAUAAUAUUCAGGCUGAUACCAUAUUGUCACCAACAAAAUAUCCUACCUCUCUUUCCCUCCAAAUGCCUGGAAAAAGCCCCAUGAGUCCAACUUCCACCCUCAUUAUUCAGUUGAACCGAUUGCCCGACACUGUCCUGCAAUGUGCUACUGAAGCUACUGAAACAUCACCACCUUUAGCAUCUCCUGUCCCUCAAGAAAAUACACAAACUCCACUCCCCAAACUCUUGGACUCUACUAACCUUUCAUUAUCCCAUCCAACCCCCCCUUUUCAAUCACACUCUCCACGGGACAUAAAACAUUGCAACAGCACGCCAAAAAUACGACUGUCCCGGUUGCCUGAGUCGAUUUUGCACAGUAGUUUGUCAUUCCCCCCUGAGUGGUCAGAACCAAGAUCGUUUCACUUGUCACCUUAUUCAUUUCGACCUCCAAAAAGACAUUGCACCAGUUCAGAAGAAUGUUCCGGAAAUUCACAUUCUGCGAAAAAAUCAAUGCAUUUGAGAUUGCACCGAUUACCCAACACUUUAGUCCAAGCAUCUUUGCACAAACCUACGCCACUUCAAAAAGACCAAAAAAAAAACUUCAAUUUUAGUGCUCUGAAAGCCCUUGUGUGUUCUCGUAUUUGUUAUCCUACCACUCCAAAAUGCAAGGACCAAAAAACUUUAAAUGUGAACGACAAUUUUCCGAACACUGCUGCACCUGUCCCAUCUCACACUAUUGAAGUGCACACUGAAACGUCAAAGGGGACACAAAUGGAGCCAAUGGACAAUCGUGGAGAUGGAGCUAAAGAAGAUGGAGGCGCUUUUUUAGGACAGAUGACAGUUGUGAGACACUGUCACAACACUGACGCACACUAUUUCCUUCGUCCCCAGAAUCCUUUGGAGUACGCCUCCUUGAACGGGUCGGGGUUAACUAAUGGAUUUUCCCUAAAGGCCCCAUUGCAGACCAAGCACAAGAUUCGAGUGGACUUCAAGGAGGACUGUGCUCUGGAGAACGUGUGGCUGAUGGGGGGCCUCAGUGUCCUGGCUUCUCUCCCAAAUACACCUCAGCCAGUCUGUCUGCUCUGUGCCAGUCAAGGACAACACGAGAUGCUUUACUGCCAGAUCUGCUGUGAGCCUUUCCACAGUUUUUGUUUAUUACCUGAAGAGCGCCCCCAAGAGGAGAACAAGGAGAAUUGGUGCUGUCGACGCUGCAAGUUUUGUCACGUGUGCGGACGUAAAAGCAAAUCCUCAAAGCCUGUUUUGCAGUGCAGGCGAUGCCAAACCUCAUACCAUCCUUCAUGUUUAGGACCAACUUAUCCCAAACCUUUGAACUGUGACGUGCCCUGGGUGUGCAUGACUUGUAUUAGAUGUCAAAGUUGUGGCGUGACCCGGGGGAAGACGUGGGACUUGGCCUGGAACCAAAAACAGGAUCUCUGUCCUGACUGCACUGCAUUGUAUGAGAAAGGAAACUUUUGCACCAUCUGCCAAAAAUGCUACGAAGACAACAGCCAACAUGAACAGAUUCAGUGUUCAAAGUGCAACCGCUGGAUUCAUGCAAAAUGUGAAGGGAUUUCAGAGGAACUGUUCGAGUUAUUUUCAAGCCUAGCGGAGGAGAUGCCUUUCACCUGUUCUCCGUGCAAUACACCUGAGGGCAGCAGUCUGAAGGGGGCGCUCCAGAGUAGGCUCACAGCUCAGCUCCAAGAAGUGCUCACAGACCUCCUCUCCUCCAGCACCACUCAGCAUCUCCUAAUCUGUAAACGGUGCUACGAAUCCCAGCCUCCAGAAUACAACAGGGGUCAUUCAGUCUGUGAUCUUCAAGCUGUGGAGAAGAAAUUCAAAUCUGCUGUUUAUGACUCAGUUAAAACCUUCCAUGCCGAUGUGGCUUCUGUUUUGAGGAAGUGGCAAAAGGAGGAAGAGGCGCUUCCUGAGGAUCAAAGACGAACCAGCGCAGCCAAAGAUCAUUAUGUCAAAUUGAUGGAACGGAUAUUUGUUUGGUUUCCUCAGAGUCAUCUAAAAAACUGCAACUCAUUUUCUGAACAAUAUCCAAGUGGUAUGCUCCCUGAGGCCGUCCUCCCACCAUCCAAAGAGCACAGCUAUGCACAGUGGAUGGAGAGGUCAUACCAGCAGAGGGCGCCACUCUCAAACCUGUCCACCCUGGCUCUUCAAACACGAGGUUUCGUCCAUGAUCAUGAGUACAAUAAGACAAAAGAUGGGAGACAGUGUAUGCUGUGUCAACAAAGUGGUGAUGCUGCUCCAUGUGACCAAGGCCGGCUGUUGUACAUGGGGCAGAAUGAGUGGGCUCAUAUAAACUGCUGCCUGUGGUCUGCAGAGGUGUAUGAGGACAACGGUGCUCUGCUGCAAGUCCACAGUGCUGUCUCUAGGGGGCGCCACUUGCGGUGUGAUCGUUGUGGUCAGUCUGGAGCGACAGUGGGCUGCUGUCUGAUGUCCUGCCAAAGUAACUUCCACUUCAUGUGCGCUCGAAUUGAGAACUGUGUCUUUCAGCAUGACCGCAAAGUCUACUGCAACAGACACAGGGAGCUCAUCAGUGACAAGGUGGUGGAGGAGUUUGAAGUGCCUCGCAGAGUUUAUGUGGACUUUCACGGGAUUAAUCUCAAAAGAAAGUUUCUGACUGGCCUCGAACCAGAGUCCAUCAACAUGUCAAUUGGCUCCCUUCAGAUCCACAAACUCGGUGUUUUAACAGAGCUCUCAUCAAAUGGAAGAGCGCUGUAUCCAGUUGGAUAUCAAUGUUCUCGGUUAUACUGGAGCACCGUGGACCCGCGGAGGCGCUGUAAGUACACAUGUAAAGUCACUGAGGUCAGCACACCGCUCCCCGGUGAAGAACAAGAUGCUAAGUUCGACCAAGGAGAAAACCACACUAUCAUCCACAGCCCAAACCACCACAGAGAUCUGGAGUCCAUGGAGUGUGAAAGUUACCCAGUUAGUCCUGUCAAGUCCAGUACACCCUCCCCUAAAAUGCACAAUACAUCUGGAUCUAAGAGUCCAAUCUACCCACACGCACGGAGACCAGCCGGGGGAUCGUCCAGGCCUUUACCAUCGCCAGGGACAGCACCACCCAAACCUCAUCACAUUGUCACACUUCGGGACCUGGAGGACACACGUCGUACUCGCCGUCUCUCAUCCCGGAGUCGCUGUAGCUCCUCCCCCUCAGAUACUGACCCCUCCGCCCCCGCCGCCCACCGCUCCGGGGGUACCAGAACCUCCCUCUUCAGCUCCCCUCCGCGCUCAGCUGCCAUCGGCACCCUCUCACCGCCACUGUCUCGCCAAAACUCUACCUCACCGGUGUGGGGCUCUCCGACCACAUCCGGUUUCUCACCUCAUCGUGGGUCCCUCAGUAACUCUCCAAAAGGAAGGCAUAGCUUUAAAAUCACCACUCCUGUUUCAGCAGAGGUCCCUCAAGACUUUCUGGCUUCAUCCGAGGCAGAAGAUGCAGCGGUCGCAACUACAAACGGGAUUUCACUUGCCCCUGAUAACUUGGAGGAGGAAGUUGCACAGUUAAUGUCUCAAGAAUUGCCCUAUACAGUAUUUGACACAGAUGUAGCAGUGGACUCGAUGUUAAACGCUAAGCUUGAGUUUGACGAUAACUUGCUAUCAGAAAAUAUGGCAUUUAGCUGUCAAACCAACAAGGGGGAAGGUGAGACUGUCAAGCAGGGAAACGAAGCAGAGGAUGACGAUUCAAAACGUUACAUAAAGUUUUCUCGAACUGUUGUUGAUGUGCCCUCCAGCUCAGAUGCCCCUAAUCUUAACCCAGCUCAGUCUAUCAUGCAGCUAGAUGGGGCCGAUGGGGAGUCUGACAGUGAUGGUAGCGAAAUUAUGGACAAAGAGACCCAAUCUGCAGCUAUUAAACAACUGGAGUCAAUCUACAGUGGAUCACAAAGUUCAAGCAACCAGCAGCCCCUCACGCCCUCUUCAGUUUUUGAUAACAAUGUCCUCCUUGACGCAGAAACGGGGCAUUUCACAUCUGCAUCAAAAAACAACGCAGAUGACGAUGAUAGCAGCACUAGCUCUUCUGACGAAUCUGUUGAAGGUUUUAAAGAUGAUUUGAAAGAUCCUGAUUACGCCCCAGAACUUCCUAGCCCCCCUAAAAAACUGCAACCCCCAGUGAAACCUAUUGCAAUAAAACAGGCUACACCUACACCCCCUCCCAGAAAGAUCAAUCUUGUUAUGCCCCAACAGCACAAAGUCAGACUGGUAUUGCCUUCUCCGUCUGUUGGAAGUUCUCCUGGAGUAGCUAAAGUGGCUACGAUUGGCACUGUCCCUCGCACUGUCACCUCACCUAUUGUACUCAAUGGACUCAAUGCUUUGCCUAUUCAACCUGGUGCACCGCGGGGAAGAUCUAUCGCUAUCCGUUUAAACAAUACAAAACCACUAGAUCAACAACAAGGCGCUACCAAUCAGGCAGCUAUGGCCAAUGCGAAUGCCACAACUCCAGCUCCUCAGGUUUUAUUAGUGAACAGACAAGGGCAAAUUCUCAUAAAAGACCCAAGAAGUAAUACAUAUCAAGCGGUUAGCACAAACUCUCCAGCGUACAACAAGAUAAGCCAGAUUGCAAAACUUCUUCAUAGCGGGAGUCCUUUACAACGCAACGUCCCGCGUGUUGUGAUAAGACCCCAGACUGCCACGGCAACGCCCUCCACUACUUCAGAAACUACCACCUCGAAUCAAGCUAUUGCAGUGAGCUUGCCUACCCCCACAAUACCAGUUAGUUCUGUCACAGCUAUGAGCUUACCACCUCCAACUGUGUCAUUGAGUACAACAAGUCCAGCUACUAUAACUAUUCCUGCAGCCAUCACUGUCCCUUCAGCUGUGGAUAGCAGUAAUCCACUAACCCAAAAAAGGAUAGUUUUCAGAAUGGUAAAAACUGUCCCCUCUUCAUCUCCAGCCACUUCUCCUGUUACCAUCACGACUCCUGAACCCCAGCCUUCUAAAGAAGAGGACUCUGCCCAAGCCAUCAUCGAAAAGGCAAUGGCAACACAUCGUGAAGUAGAAAGGACAAAACCUAUUAUUAUAAGAAAAGGCGGACGAAAACCUAAGUCUAAACCUGAUCCAGUUGUUCAGAACGUGCCCUUUGCUUCACCGUCUGAACUAGAUCAAAAUGCCCCCCUCACUGACCCCAGUGCUAUCGCACAGACCUCAUCACGCACCCAGGUCCGAGUCAAGAGGGUGUCAUCCUUAUCUGAACGCCCGAGCAGGAAGAAAUCCAAGCUGGACUAUCUUGUAGAUGCAAGUGAUCCAGAGGACGCUGACAGUAAAUUCAGCGGUGUUCGGAUAAAGGCUCCAUCGUUGAAGGACGUGCUUGAUCUGGACGAAGAACAUAAAAUGGAACCUGACCCACUUCGAAUCGUGGCACCACCAGCUCCAAAACCCAGCAGAUAUCCCAGAGCUGAUGUGGCACCAGGCGACUGUGAUAUGGACAGUAAAACGCACAAGUGGGUGAGCUCUCGGCACGGAGACCUCACAGAGUGGGGCCCUUAUUCAGGAGUCAGUUCAGAAGAUGAGCCACCUGCCCUCAAAUUCAGAAAGAAAACAUGUAUGAACCAACCACAUCUGAGAUUUGAAAUCACCAGUGAUGAUGGCUUCAGCGUCAAAGCUAACAGUAUAGAAGUGGCAUGGCGGGCGGUGAUUGACGGCGUGCUGGAGGCGCGAGCAGACUUUCACCUGAAACAGUUGCCUCUAGGUGGGAUGAAUGGGCCUCGGGUGCUGGGUCUCCUCCAUGACGCGGUGCUCUUCCUCCUGGAGCAGCUUCAGGGAGCGGCUGACUGCAAACAGCACCGCUUCAGGUUCCACCGCUGUGAGAACCAAGAAGAAGAACUACCCCUCAACCCCAGCGGCUGUGCCCGGGCCGAAGUCUGCACACGGAAAGCCACCUUCGAUAUGUUUAACUUCCUGGCAUCGCAACAUAGAGCUCUCCCUGAGAUCAUUGGUCCCUUUGAGGAAGAAGAUGAUGAUUUUCCUCUGAAAUCUUCCAGACGAUUCACCAGCACUGAGCUCCCUAUGGCUAUGAGGUUCAGACAUCUGGAGAAAAUUUCCAAAGAGGCAGUUGGAGUUUACAGAUCUGCAAUCCACGGAAGAGGCCUUUUCUGUAAACGAAACAUUGAGGCUGGUGAGAUGGUGAUCGAAUACGCUGGAGCGGUCAUUAGAGCUGUACUCACGGACAAAAGAGAGAAAUAUUACGACAGCAAGGGCAUUGGCUGCUACAUGUUCCGCAUUGACGACUUUGACGUGGUUGACGCGACGAUGCAGGGGAACGCGGCGCGCUUCAUAAACCACUCGUGUGAGCCCAACUGCUACUCGCGCGUCAUCAAUGUGGAUGGACGCAAGCACAUCGUAAUAUUUGCCCUGAGAAAGAUUUACAGAGGAGAGGAGCUAACCUAUGACUACAAGUUCCCCAUUGAGGAUGAGGACAGCAAGCUGCACUGUAACUGUGGGGCCAGGAGGUGCCGCCGAUUCCUCAACUAAGCUCAAGUUUAGCCAUCAUUUCUGCACUAGAACAAGAGUGGAGGAGCAAAUGAUGUGAUGUUGCUAUGAAUUUCAAUUUGACAACGCAUGCAGUUGGGUCCACUGACUGUACAGUGACCAGUUUGCAGUUACGCAGUCAAACCUCAUCAGAUGUGGUGGUCGAAUUUUCCAGUUAUAGCCAUUUUUUAUUUAUUUGUAUUUAAAAUGCAAGUAUGAAGAGAUGGUCAACCAACAAAAUUAUGUACAACCUGGUUUACUGUGGAAAUGGCUGAAAAGGAUGAUAGUACACCAAAUUCAAACAUGGGUCUCUUUACUGUGAAAAAUUGUCAAAUAAGGAAACCGUGUUAUCAAUAUAUGCAUAAUAAGUAACUGAUUCAACUUUUACUGGCUUGCAACAACGAAAUAUCCCAUUGCUGUGAUUCCCAAACUUGGCAGCAGGUUAUUGUACAAUUUCUCUAUAGAUAUAUAAAGUCAUAUACUAAAACCACAUCAUUCACAAGGCUAGAAUAAUCAAAAAUGUUUCAAAUUUAAUUAAGCUUUGAAAGGAAAGUCAUACUAGCUAAUAUCACUGUAGUAUAUUCUCAAAUUGCACUGCAGAAAGACUUAUAAAUAAUAUUGUGGACAAAAUUAAUGGGAAUAUAUUGGGCAUCUGAUCCCGUCCUUUUUGCGUAAAGUUUAAUUCACAUAAACAAAUGGUCAACACCACUUUGUGGAGCAGCUACAUUUUACUAUCACCGCAGCAUACAAUGGUGAUUUCAGUCUUAUCCUGUUCAUAGUUUUAAAAAUGUGCAUUUUUCAAGAAAAGUAGAACUAGUUUUAAACCAGUCAAAUCCUGUUUUCCGCAUUAGUUAUUAAGUUCAUUGUUUUUAUUUGUGUGUCUCGCUUUUAUUCCACUAUCACAGUUUGUUGAUAACUUUUGCUGUUUGUGUAUUUAAUGGUCUAUGAGGGACAGAGCCUCAGGGCGGAUUCAAAAAUAUAUAUAAUGUAAAUGCCACAGUCCCAUGUUUUUGUAUUUUUGUAUAUUAUGAACAAUAAAUGUAAAAUUAACACACUUUGAAGGAAAUAAAUGAGUUGAGCUUUUA